AGGGCAGAGCGGCAGACCUUGUGGAAGUGUCCAUGCCAUCUGUGUCUGCCGCUGCUUUCCCCAUACGGCUGCUGGCCUCGGAUGGGGGGACACACCAGCCUAGGAACCGGAAACGGCCCGCUUCUGCAUGCUUAAAAAUGGACUGUCCAGGUUUGCUGUCCAUGGUGCUGAAAAACCCCAACCCAAUAGCAAACAGGUAUGACUUAGUUCCUGUUCUGCCCUUUUAUUGGUUUUGAGAUAGUGUGCAAACAGGUGUGAUGUUUACUUUGACGUCUAUCUGUCUAUCUGUCUAUCUAUCUAUCUAUCUAUCUAUCUAUCUAUCUAUCUAUCUAUCUAUCUAUCUAUCUAUCUAUCUAUCUAUCUACGUUGACUGUUGAUGUUAGUACUGCAGUGUUUUGGGCUCACAUGGGUGGGGGUUAACUUUCAAUUGCAAUAUACUGCUAUACCAGAGGCUGAAGUGAAAAUUCUGUCAAACGUUGCAAAAACAUCGCGAGCGUCUUGAACGCAGCCUGCUCGGAGUACUACAGUAACACUAACUACAGUUACUUUCAUUUUUUCAUCCUCCUCUCCUCUCGCGAUAGAGCGGCGGAGUGGUUUGACGGGCAGUCGAGGUUGCAGCAGGCAGAGGGAGACGGUGGAAGGUAAAGCAGGGAGGCAGUAUCAUGGCGGACAGAGACAGUGGCAGUGACCACGGAGGGCCCACCGCAGGCCCCGGCUCGCUGCCCCCGGGUGCGAUGGGGGCCAUGUCCCGGCUGCAGCAUGACACCGAAGAGCUCGCUUCCAAGCGCGUCGACAUCCAGAACAAGCGCUUCUACCUUGACGUGAAGCAGAAUGUUAAAGGCCGCUUCCUAAAGAUAGCCGAGGUCGGGGCUGGGGGAAACAAGAGCCGCCUCACUCUCUCCAUGUCGGUUGCCGUGGAGUUCCGCGAUUAUCUCGGGGACUUUAUCGAACAUUACGCCCAGCUGGGCCCGACCAACCCGGACAUGGUGCAGGAUGAGCCCCGGCGGGCGCUCAAGAGCGAAUUCUUGGUUCGGGAGAAUCGGAAAUAUUACAUGGAUCUGAAAGAGAACCAGAGGGGGCGGUUCCUGAGGAUCCGACAGACCGUUAAUCGGGGGCCCGGAUUGGGAAGCGCGCAAGGCCAGACCAUCGCUCUGCCGGCGCAGGGUCUCAUCGAGUUCCGCGACGCUUUGGCCAAACUCAUCGACGACUACGGUGUGGAUGAGGAGCCGGCGGAGCUCCCGGAGGGCACCUCGCUCACGGUCGACAACAAGCGUUUCUUCUUUGACGUGGGCUCCAAUAAGUACGGGGUCUUCAUGCGGGUCAGCGAGGUGAAGCCCACGUACCGGAACUCCAUUACGGUUCCGUGCAAAGUGUGGUCCAAAUUCGGCAACACCUUCUGUAAAUACGCGGAGGAGAUGAGGAAGAUCCAGGAGAGGAGUAGAGAGAAACGGGCCUCCGAACUGCUACCUGAGGGCCCGCACGGCGGAGAUGACGGCGACGAUGACUGACGCGGAUUUUGGGAGAGCAUAAAUGAAACAACUGAACUAUGAGAGAAAACGAGACUUUUAACUGUAAAAUAGAAAGAGAAUUUCCAAGGGAAUCACCCCACACACACAACCUCCACAGACAUGGCAGCACCUCUGCUGUCUCCUCGCUCAUUUUACUGGAUGUCACCCCACUUACCACCAUUGUAACAGUAAGCCGCUGCUAUCAAGGAUUGAACUGUAAGAUAUGAACUGUUUCCUACUUGAUUUAAAUGACAAUGAACAGAGUGUUUAUAUCUCUAUCAACGAAAGAUUUUGCACACAUCAAAGCUAUUUCGAAAAAAAAUGUUUAAAUGUUUUCAAACUGGUAAUAUACUAAAAUUUAAUCAAAAAUAAAACCAGAGGUCUAUUAUAUUAAAUGACAGUCUUCAUGUAGAACGAAUAUUUGACAUCAGCACAAAGAGAAUAUAUUAUGGACUUUAUGAAACCAAAAUCUGAUACCAGAUGUAUAGUUUAUUAUAAAGGUACGCAGAAUAAAUAUGAAAGCGCUCUCAAAGUGUAUGAAUUGCAGAACGCGGCACUACAGGCCUGUAAACACCUGUCAGCAUGCGUGUAGGCUCAUGUUUUGAAAAGAAAUUUGGCAAAGUAGGCUAUAGUCUUUAAUUUGACCUAAAACGUAAUAGGCUAAUGAAAGCAUUUCUAUCAUGCCAUUAUGGAAAGGUUGAGACUCAAAAAUAAAUAGCCUAUUUUGUGCGCCUCAAACAAAUGGGAUAAAUCUAUCUCUGAGCUACUAUAUUGAAUAUCAACCCUCUUGCACCAUGUCCAUAUAAACUUAAAGGAAAAAAAAGUGCUAACUUAGAUGUACUAAUUAUGAUUUUGUGAAUCAGCUGUAAAAAAAAAAAUCCUUAUUAAGAUACCCACGUUUUCUGUGGGUAAAGUUUUUUCUUUGUUACUUUGUUGUUUUUUCCUCUGGGGGGGUGGGGGAUGCAAAAGGAUAAGGCUCACCUGUGGGCUUGCAAGGCGCGGAAACAAAAAAAAAACAACAAAAAAAUAAAACAACAAAAAAAGACGCGUCAGCGCAGCGCGCGGCGAGGCAACGCAUCCUCUCUGACGUCAUUACGACCCGUGCCUUAUACACUCCACUCGUUUACGUGUCCUCACGUGGAUGGUCUGUGACCUCGACCGCUGUACGUUUUCAUUUACGAGUGCUGUUAUGUAGGCAGAAAUAUACUCACCAGAGCUGCAGGAUUUACACCCCUGCAGUGCAUGGAGCAUGGGUGGCAACACCAAAAGUAAGCUGAAAGGCCACUGGGAGCCUGGGGGCCAACAGUGGUAGUGGGCAGAAACAUAGCUCCAAGUUGGAGCUGGCCCUUCAGAGAGAUGAGGUGCUGCCGUAUGUACACUUUGGAAACAGGUGGGGGCCUCAGUGUGUUAUGGCACCCUGGAGCCUAGAAUCCCUAGGAGCACACCUGGCUGGGUGGCCUCUCACAGAGUAGAGAUGUGUCUCCCUGGAUCAGGAAGCGACCUAGGAUGUACCGCCUGUGGCAGCACUUGGUGUCAGCAUGGAGAUUCAUCUGGAGAUGUUAUGGGUGGAUUUGCACACCAUAUGCACCAUGAUGUUAAAAAAAACAGCGACAACAAAAAACAAAAUCAGGAGCGGCUGGAUGAGGCUUUUCGUCAGAGCUGAGAUGGAUGCUGUUAAAGAGCCAGGCAGUCAGCCAGCCAGGCAGGCCAGCCGGCCGGUCCCAUGCAGUCAGUCUGAGUGCAGUCCAGUGGAUGUAGAGGCCUAUCAGUGCAGGGCCGAGGCAGUAUCUAUCUCUUUAUGGUGCUACAGCCCCUUGAUCGCUCCUUGGGGGCCUCGCCGCUCAGAAUAUGUCACUUUUGCAUUAUUGUUAUUCUGAUGCUUUUUUUUUUUCGUCAGUUUUUUUCUCCACAUUAUGUUGUCCAAAACGUGUCAGGUUUCUCGCUCCCAGGCAGAGAGGAAGCCACUGACUAGUGUAGGACAUUUCAUCUUAGUGUGCAAUAUUGUGUACGUGCCAAUCGUGGCAUUGUAUCACGUGUAUAGACUAUAAAAAGACGAAAAAAUGUAUAGGCUAUGUGAUCAGUAGAUAUUUGAAAGCAUGACGAUGAGGUUGAUGCAUCUGCAUUAUAUUUCCGAAAUGUGAAGUCUUUCUUCUCAAGCACUUGCUCAAAGUGAAAAAAAAAAAAGUCACACCAGUAGUGAGGUAUUUUUCCUGUCACGUUCUGUAAACCAGUAGGCUGCCUUGUCUGUCUCUCAGUGCGCAUAGACUAGUUCGGGUGUUUUACGUCCCCCUAUGGAGUCACCCCAGAGAAAACCCUUUCCCCCCUCCUUCCUCCCCCAGCACACACAUGCAACACAGACAGUCAGCAACCUUUAACUGUCUCCGUGUCGGCCCCUCUGCACUGGCCUACACUGAAGUUGAAUAGUAUCUUGGGGCUUCGGUCCAGGGGUGUCUGACACACACACACACACACACACACACACACACACACACACACACACACACACACACACACACACACACACACACACACACACACACACACACACAGUCUCCCCCUGUUGAGGCCUCUUGUUGCUAUCUGAGUGUUUGGGAGGCCUCUAAAGUAUUUUGAAUGGUGUCUAGAACUGCACAAGGCCUCCUGUCAUUAGAAGCCAGGAAACAGUUUUUUUGGAGCCGUAGUGCGACCCCUUCUCUCGCCUGGGACUGCUGAUGGCAGGACAGGUGAGCUACGAUUUGACUUUGGCUUGUCUAUGGUUUCACUUGAGCUAGGUGAUAAUGAUCAGCCGCAGCAGACCCAAAGGACAGAGGAGUUUGUUGUUGUUUUUACAAUGAGGAUUAGAAUCCCUCUCUCUGGAUUCAGUGUGUAAGAAAGGCCCUGGCUCACUGUCCUCGGAGCAGAACUAGUCCGAAUGCCUCUUUCAGACACACAGUCCAUUCCUUCUUUUUGACCUGAUUGACCUCUAGGCUUACACUGAAGCAUUAGUUAACAAUCAAUAUGCUUCAAGUGGUUAGUUCACCUAUCAGCUUUAUUUAAAGCAGGUUGGCCUAAGACAGCUAAUAUGACUGAGCCUGGUCAGAGGCCCAGUCAGUGUGGCGUGCCACCUAGCUGGCAUGAAGGGAAACACAGACUGCAUGGAUUGCAGCUUUAGAGGCCUCAGCUGGAUAAAAGCUGUUAAUGUGGUUAUAGCCUGGGUCUCGCAGACAUUUAGGAUAACUGAGGCUAGGCUAAAACAGAAUUCCCCAAAGCACAUCUGGGCUGAAAAGGUAUCAGAAGUCUUAUGAAUUCUUGCUUUAAAAAGUUUAUCUGUGUUUGAUUGGUUAUGCCCGUGGAAACAGAGCCAAGAAAAAUGUUCCAGAAAAUCCCAUCUGCUCUACGCAGGACUUUUUAGCACAGGUUUGUCUCUGAGUGUUGGUGAAAGGCCUGAUGAAGCCUGGCACUGCACUGUAGGGGCUUACCAGCAGCGUUCUACCACGACCUACUGACCCGGCUGUCAGACAGAUCCAGUUAGGACUUUUCUCUCAGUUUUGGAGAAGAACAGGAAAUCUCUUUCCCCUCUUGCAGAUGAUUAUAUUUCCUCACACUGGGCUGUGAAUUAUAAAAAGUCAAUUUCCAUUAAACACACGUACAAGCCACCUAUGACUAUGUGCCUGGCAAAGCACAUCUGAGGUCAAUCUGAGUUCAUCCUGAGUUCAGCAUGAGAAUGGACUCUGUUGUGGUACAGCAAUUAUUCCCCAAACUGUUCUAGCUUUAGCUUAAUUUAAUUUUAGGCCUCCAGGAGGCUCAUGCUACAUGAAGACUGGAAAUACAACACUUCCUUUCUCUCUUUCUUUUUCUCUAAUGGCCAAAUAUAACGAGAGCCUGAACCUGCUCAUACAGUUCACUUUGUGAUUGCCUCACUCCGUGAAACGCACAUUUUUUUUUUUUUUAAAGAGUUAAAGACGUGUGAUCUUGUUUUGUUACAGACUGUAAUCGCCAGGUGCUACUGGGUCAGUUGUGUUUUCACUGCAGAAUUACUCUGUUGUGAAACAUGACACGUCCAUUUUGGGUCGUAGCUCUGUCUGAGUUACGGAGGAGGAGGGCACUUGUGGUUUUGCCGAAAAUAGUGUAAUCAAAUCUGAUUUCUCAGUUUAUGAGAGCUCACCCAGUGUCACAGCAAAACCUGGAGUGACCUUGCAGCCAUGUUGUGCCCACAUUACACGGUCAUCCAUUCCUGGGACUCAAAUGCAAAAUGGUAGGAAGAUGUUGUUCGUCUUGCUUUCUGUAUGAAGCGUCAGUGGUCUAGCUGUGUGCUGUCCUCAGUGGCUCUGGCUAAGUUCAGUGCACAGGGGUGAUUGUGCACUGAGGCUGUUAGCACUGACAAGAGUGAUGUUUUGAUUUCAUAUACAGUGGUAGCCAUCAUAGCAGUCCUAACUCAUGAUGUUAUCCUAGACCUUUGUCUGUUAUUACUGCAGUGUUAAUUUUGUCAAAUCUUAUUUAAAUUUUUGUUGCUCAAACAACCUGUUGCUCAAGGUGACCGGACCAUUCCUUGCAAAUUCUCAAAUGAUGGAAAUAGAAGAGAAAUGAAAUUGUAGACUAGCUACUAGCUUCUUGUUGUAUGUACUAAAAGUCGGAUUGCUAUGAUGGCUCCAGCUGUAGGUGUUUUGUGUACUUGUUCCUCCCAUCUUCAACAGGGAGGUUGUUCAUGUUUCUGACUGCAUUGAAACAGCCACAUGUACACGACUUCUAACAGCAAUCUUCCACAAACAAAAUGAGGGUGGUGGCGACCUGCCUCUACCAAACUGUACAAGUAGUGAAGGAAAACAGACUAAACUUCCAUUAAGGUGUUCCAGACAACCAAAUCUGCUCCGUUUCUGGUUUCAGUGUUGUAGUCUUUCAUUGGCCAUUCAGAGUUCCUGGUUAAUCACACAGCCAAUCGCAGCCUCUGGUCAAAGCCAAGCACUAUAUGACUCAUCACAAACCACUGACAGAGGAGCUCAUUCAGCACGUCUUCUGUUUGCACACACACCGAGUAGUAGGGUCCAUCAUGUUUGCAGACUGUAUAGGCUACUGUUGUGUAUACUUAUAAAGACGUUCUUUCAAAUGUUUUGAAGAUGUUGGGAAAUGGAUCCUGGAUUUUAAGGGGUGGGGUCAAUGCACAAUGAACAUAUCCCAUGUCACAGUUUGGUCUAAAUCCCUUUACCAUCCCCAUAUGAGAUAAUAUGUUGUAUCUUUCAAAAACUAUUUUAUCUGUGGCGUGUGUGUGUGUAUAUAUAUAUAUAUAUAUGGUUUGUUAUAUAUGAUGCUCCUCCUUUCAGAAAAAUAUAACAUGUAAACAGGAAAAACAUAUUGCUGUUUUUUUUCCUUUGUAUUUUAUACUUACAGAAAGCAUUGAAUAAAAUGGAUAAAUACUUGCACUUUAGAUAUAUUAAGAAAAAUAAAAAUCUGCAUAUUAUUUUUGAUAGGGAUCUCACAUUCAAAGAGUAUAAAUUACAGGCUUUGUGACUAUUGCUGGACAGAGAUGUAUUGAGUUCUACUUAUUGAAGUAUAUUUUGUGUGUGUGUCAGAAGGUUUACUAAAGUAAAUUGCAUGAUAAAGUAGUGCUACACCGAUAUUGUUCUUUUUUUUAGUUGGUAAAAAUGUCUGAAAACUGUGAUAACAACCCUCUUGUAUCAUGUUUAACCUCUCCUCACCCCUUCUAGAAUAUUUCUUACUGAAAUAUGGCCUUUCCAGACUACAUGACGAUGGUGCUUACUUUGGCUUUGACAUCAAGCUCAUCCUAUACAUCUCAACAUCAUCAUAACUCGCGUCCUUACACUUCAUUACUUUCUGUUAUGUACUCUCACUACCUUAUUAAAUUUCCGUUGAUGGCAAAAAAAAGGUGUGCUGUUUUGUACAUUGCUGUUUGUUUUAAUGUUGGGGGAGCCUUGUUGUCUGAAAAAUGACUAAUCGCGCAAUAAAAAGUCAUUCCACAUG
Messenger RNA from Seriola aureovittata, 7463 nucleotides. It is a transcript of the gene purab, whose product is annotated as purine-rich element binding protein Ab. Gene Ontology annotation, molecular function: purine-rich negative regulatory element binding; RNA polymerase II transcription regulatory region sequence-specific DNA binding; DNA-binding transcription factor activity, RNA polymerase II-specific. The coding region runs from base 663 to 1508 and encodes 281 amino acids. NCBI's taxonomy places the organism in Eukaryota, Metazoa, Chordata, Actinopteri, Carangiformes, Carangidae. Gene Ontology annotation, biological process: regulation of transcription by RNA polymerase II. The record is from RefSeq and is a predicted model, not a curated record. The transcript is spliced from 2 exons. Gene Ontology annotation, cellular component: nucleus.